Molecule: messenger RNA, 653 nt
Organism: Medicago truncatula (barrel medic)
Lineage: Eukaryota; Viridiplantae; Streptophyta; Magnoliopsida; Fabales; Fabaceae
Product: stigma-specific STIG1-like protein 1
Exons: 1
Coding region: 116-523 (135 amino acids)
Source: RefSeq, a predicted model, not a curated record
AAAUACAUCGACCAUCUUUUAUUCUUCUCGAUCAAAAACAUCCACCCCAUUAAUUUCUAAUACUUCAUAUCCAAUUUCAAUUUACUUUACACAAGCUAAUACAAAAAACAUAAAAAUGAAGUCCAUGAAGACUCUUUUCCUUGUGACCUUGUUAAUUAUGGCUUUGACCGUUACACCAUCAUCAGCAUCAUCUUCUGAAAACGAAGAACCAAACUCUUCACUUCAAGGAACAAGCCACUUCCUCAACCGCAAACAAUAUAGAAUCUCUCUCACAUGUGACAAAUAUCCCAAGAUUUGCCAUACCAAAGGUAGCGCAGGUCCUGAUUGUUGCAACAACAAAUGUGUCAAUUUUACCAUAGACAUGUUUAACUGUGGGAGGUGUGGAAAGAAAUGCAGUUUCCCAAAGAUAUGCUGUGAAGGUAAAUGUGUGAACCCUAGGAGUAACAAGAAACAUUGUGGGAAAUGUGGUAACAAGUGUGAAAGUAGAGGUUCUUGUGUUUAUGGAAUGUGCAGCUAUGCAUAGAAUUUGAAACCGAUCAAGAUGUAUACAGUAUAUAUGUGACCAAAAUAAAGCAGCCUCUACUAAAAUUUAUUUGAUCUUAAUUUGCGUUGAUUAAUUGGUGACUUGGUGUAAUAAUAAAUAAAUUUGCUAU